Molecule: messenger RNA, 1992 nt
Organism: Oryza brachyantha (malo sina)
Lineage: Eukaryota; Viridiplantae; Streptophyta; Magnoliopsida; Poales; Poaceae
Product: S-adenosylmethionine decarboxylase proenzyme-like
Exons: 3
Coding region: 484-1659 (391 amino acids)
Biological process (GO): spermine biosynthetic process; spermidine biosynthetic process
Cellular component (GO): cytosol
Molecular function (GO): adenosylmethionine decarboxylase activity
Source: RefSeq, a predicted model, not a curated record
GCGAAGCCAAGAACGGGCAGCGCCCCCUCCGCUCUCGCUCCCCCCUUCUUCCUGGUUUCUUGGCAUCCUUUUUUCCUUGUUCCUGGGAGAUUUCUCUUGCCGAGGCGCCGCCGCAUUGUUGAACCAAAAUUGUGGAAUAAGGGAACAUUUGUUGAUGUUCUAAUGGAAUCAAAAGGUGGAAAAAAGAAGUCUAGCAGUAGUAGUUCCAUGUACGAAGCUCCCCUUGGUUACAAGAUUGAGGACGUUCGCCCAGCUGGAGGAAUCAAGAAGUUCCAGUCUGCUGCUUACUCCAACUGCGCUCGCAAGCCAUCCUGAUAUUCCUUCACAUGCCUUUCCCUGUAGAGUAGGAAUUUCCUGCAAUUCUUCCUUUCUUUUGUUGCAAUAAAUCUCCCUUGGCUGGCUGCUUUCUCAAUUUCUUCCUUUGCCUUACCCGAUCACUUCUUCCCUCUUACUGCUCCUUGCAACACUUGAUCAAAUAUUCAAAUGACGAUGUCCUUGGCUGAUUCUUGGGGCUCUACUCCUGCCUCUUCCAUUGGGUUUGAAGGCUAUGAGAAACGCCUUGAGAUAACAUUCUCUGAUGCACCUGUCUUUGUGGACCCCUGUGGUCGUGGCCUCCGUGCCCUCUCGCGUGAGCAGAUCGACUCGUUCUUGGAUCUUGCGAAGUGCACCAUUGUAUCCCAGCUUUCGAACAAGCACUUCGACUCCUAUGUGCUGUCAGAGUCAAGCCUCUUUGUUUAUCCCCACAAGGUUGUCCUCAAGACAUGUGGCACAACAAAGCUUCUGCUCUCCAUUCCUCGCAUCCUUGAGCUUGCUGCAGAGCUGUCACUGCCUGUUCUCUCAGUGAAGUACUCUCGUGGGAUGUUCAUCUUCCCCGGAGCGCAGACAUCGCCGCACCGCAGCUUCUUGGAGGAGGUAUCUGUGCUCAACAGCUUCUUUGGUGGCCUCAAGUCAGGUGGCAAUGCCUAUGUGAUUGGUGAUGCAUUCAAGCCUAAGAAGAAGUGGCAUGUCUACUAUGCCACAGAAGAGCCUGAGCAGCCUAUGGUUACACUCGAGAUGUGCAUGACUGGGCUGCAUGCUAAGAAAGCUGCAGUGUUCUUCAAGAAUUCCACUGAUGACUCUUGCUCAUCAGCUAAGGAGAUGACUAAGCUCUCUGGGAUUUCUGAAAUCAUCCCUGAGAUGGAGAUUUGUGACUUUGAGUUUGACCCGUGCGGGUACUCGAUGAAUGGCAUCUAUGGCCCUGCCGUCUCCACGAUCCAUGUCACUCCUGAGGAAGGCUUCAGCUAUGCAAGCUAUGAAGCGAUGAACUUCAAUCCUACCUCCUUGGUUUACAACGAUUUGAUCAAGAAGGUGCUUGCUUGUUUCUGCCCUUCAGACUUUUCAGUCGCUGUCACCAUCUUUGGCGGGCAUGGCUUUGCCAAAUCAUGGGCAAACAGCGCAGAGGUUGAUCCCUACAUGUGUGAUGAUCUUGUUGAGCAAGAGCUUCCUGGUGGUGGUCUGCUGAUGUACCAGAGCUUUACUGCUGUUGCUCCUGGUGCUGUCUCCCCAAGGUCGAUCUUGGAUGGCUGGAAUAGCGAUGGAGUGGAGAUGGUUGCGAAGAGCAAAGAAAUGAUCGUUUGCUGGGAAGGAGAGAACGCGGCAGAGGAAGAUGCGGAUGCCUGAGAAAUUUGUAGUGUUCUUCAAUCUCAAGUUGCAAAAGUUGCAAGUUGAAGCUGAGGCUUUUGAGAUAGUUCCAUCUGAAGUUUCUGAUGCCUCAUUGGUUCUGCUCUUUCAGUUUCGGUUAAGCAGCUGGCUGGGCUACCGGCAAGCAUUUCUUAUAUUAUUGUUCAUUGUUCUUUUAUAUUUAUCUGCCCCAAUAAGUGCUCUAGAUGGUUUGCUGCGUCUGCCAUAGUGAGCAAAUCUGAAUGUAGUGGAUUUUACAUCUGUUGCCGAUGCUCUUUUAGGGAGAAUGAAAUGUAACUCGAUUAUUUCCAAUAACCGUUGAAAUUUCCAUAA